AUGACACAUUAUAACAACAAGCUCAGGGGCCCCGAGCACAUCCAGCAGGAGGGAGGGCUUCAUUGGGUGGAAGUCAAAGUGGUGACUACAGAACACGCCAAGCACUUCUACAGUCCUGCAGACGUCCCAGUGAGAAUCUACAGCGACUCUGACGAAUGGGAGCUGUGGACGCGUCGCUCUGACCCAGUGCUGCACAUCGAGCUGAGGCGCUGGGCACACCUCUUCCUCAUCGCUCCCCUGGAUGCUAACACACUAGCAAAGAUGGCUAACGGGAUCUGUGACAAUCUGCUGAGGAGAGGGGGGGGGGGGAGUGGUUUGGUGGGGAGGGGGGGGGGAGUGGUUUGGUGGAGAGGGGGGGGGGGAGUGGUUUGGGGGAGAGGCGAGGGGAGGGGGGAGUGGGGUGGUUUGGGGAGAGGGGGGGGGGGGGAGUGGCUUGGGGGAGAGGAGAGGAGGGGGGAGUGGUUUGGGGGGAGAGGCGAGGGGGGGGGGGCGAGUGGUUGGGUGGGGGGGGGGGGAGGGGGGAGUGGUUUGGUGGAGAGGAGAGGGGGGGGGGGAGUGGUUUGGGGGGAGGGAGAGGAGGGGGGAGUGGUUUGGGGGAGAGGGGAGGGGGGGGGGGGAGUGGUUUGGUGGAGAGGGGAGGGGGGAGUGGCUUGGUGGAGAGGGGAGGGGGGAGUGGUUUGGUGGAGAGGCGAGGGGGGGGGGGAGUGGUUUGGUGGAGAGGGGGGGGGGGGGAGUGGCUUGGUGGAGAGGGGAGGGGAGGGGGGGAGUGGCUUGGGGGAGAGGGGGGGGGGAGUGGUUUGGGGGAGAGGCGAGGGGAGGGGGGAGUGGUUUGGUGGGGAGGGGGGAGGGGGGAGUGGUUUGGGGGAGAGGCGGGGGGAGGGGGGAGUGGUUUGGUGGGGGGGAGGGGGGGGGGAGGGGGCGGGGGGGGGGGGGGGGGGGGGGGGGGGGGGGGGGGGGGGGGGGGGGGGGGGGGGGGGGAGGGGGGGGGGGGGGGGGGGGGGGGGGGGGGGGGGGGGGGGGGGGGGGGGGAGGGGGGGGGGGGGGGGGGGGGGGGGGGGGGGGGGGGGGGGGGGGAGGGGGGGGGGGGGGGGGGGGGUGGGGGGAGGGGGGGGGGGGGGGAGGGGGGGGGGGGGGGGGGGGGGGGGGGAGGGGGGGGGGGGGGGGGGGGGGGGGGGGGGGGGGGGGGGAGGGGGGGGGGGGGGGGGGGGGGGGGGGGGGGGGGGGGGGGGGGGGGGGGGGGGGGGGGGGGGGGAGGUGGGGGGGGGGAGGGGGGGGGGGGGGGGGGGGGGGGGGAGGGGGGGGGGGGAGGGGGGGGGAGGGGGGGGGGGGGGGGGGGGGGGGGGGGGGGGGGGGGGGGUGGGGGGGGAGGGAGGGGAGGGGGGGAGUGGUUUGACCUGUGUGGUGAGAGCCUGGGACAUGACCCGCCCUCUGCUCUUCUGUCCGGCCAUGAACACGGCCAUGUGGAACCACCCCAUCACCGCGGAGCAGGUGUCCCGGCUCCAGGCGUUUGGAUACAGGGAGAUCCCCUGCGUCUCCAAGAAGCUGGUGUGCGGAGACGAAGGGAAAGGCGCCAUGGCCGAGGUGUCCGCCAUCGUCUCCGCGGUUCAGUUCUCGCUCGUGACAGAAAAGUCCAAUAUUGACUCGUGCCGCUCUGUGUUGGUGCCUCAGACCCAGCGCUGA
This is a messenger RNA of Knipowitschia caucasica, 1680 nucleotides long. The record is from the annotation of a GenBank genome assembly. Lineage: Eukaryota; Metazoa; Chordata; Actinopteri; Gobiiformes; Gobiidae.